Messenger RNA from Glarea lozoyensis ATCC 20868, 1665 nucleotides. RefSeq lists its product as uncharacterized. Lineage: Eukaryota; Fungi; Ascomycota; Leotiomycetes; Helotiales; Helotiaceae. Gene Ontology annotation, biological process: transmembrane transport; nucleobase transport. Gene Ontology annotation, cellular component: plasma membrane. The coding region runs from base 1 to 1665 and encodes 554 amino acids. The record is from RefSeq and is a predicted model, not a curated record. Gene Ontology annotation, molecular function: nucleobase transmembrane transporter activity. The transcript has 8 exons.
AUGAGAGAGAGAGCGAGGUACUGGGCGCGGAAGUUGGAGUGUCCGGUUGAUGAGGAUGCGAAUUAUGAGAAUACAUAUUGGUGUAAUAGGGAUUUGAUUCCUAUUCCCGAGGACAGACGGACGUGGACUUGGCAAGGGUUUGCUGGAUAUUGGAUCAUCACAGGUGCUAAUAACUCGGCAUGGACUGCUGGCUCUACGCUUUUGGCGCUGGGACUAAGUGUUGGUCAAGCGAUGGGAGUUAUUGUCGGUGGCUCGUUUAUCAUCUCGAUGAUUGCUGUUGUGGCGGGCUGGAUGGGAUCGCAUGAUUACCUGGGGUUUACGGUCAUGUCGAGAGCGUCUUGGGGCAUGAUUGGUGGGUUCUGGCCGGUUUUGAAUCGCAUUGUUACUGCGUGUAUCUGGAUGGGAGUUCAAACAUACUGGGGUGGUCAAUCAGUCAAGAUCAUCCUAGGUGCAGUGAUUGGCCCUAAGUAUGCAUACAUGGAAAACACGCUGCCCGCGUCCGCCAAUGUCGAUACUUGCAGUCUCGUCAGCUUCUUCAUAUUCUUGGCUGUGUUUGCACCGUUACUCAUGAUCCCACCUGAGAAGUUGCAGCUUCCAUUGAAGAUCGCAUUCGUGAUGAUCGUCUGUAAUAUAUUCGGGAUGCUUAUUUGGUCUGUUAGAACUGCUCACGGUGCUGGAGAUCUUCUUGAAGCCCCUGCGACAGAGUCUGGAAGUGUUUUAAGCUGGAAUAUAGUUUAUGGAAUCCAAGCGAUCCUAGGAUUAUGGAGUGGUGGUAUCGUCGGACAAUCUGACUGGACUCGAUAUGCCAAAACACCCAAUGCAUCUCUUUUCGGACAAGGUGUUACCUGCCCCCUCACCAUCAUCGUAACAGCUCUAUGCGGUGUCAUAAUCACAUCCGCCACAAAUCAAAUCUACGGCGAAUACUUCUGGAAUCCAUUCGAACUCCUCCUCCACAUCCAAAAAGUCUCCCUCACACCAGCCGCACGAGCAGGAACCUUCUUCUCCGGCCUCGCCUUCCUCGCCUCCCAAAUGGCCCUCUGCAUCGUCCUCAACGCCAUCUCUACCGGCAUGGACAUGGCCGCUCUCUGUCCACGCUGGAUCAACAUCCGUCGCGGCUGCUACAUCCUUACUAUCAUCGCCAUCGCCAUCUGCCCCUGGAACUUCGUCAACAACGUUACGACUUUCAUCACGGUUCUUAGCGGCUGGUCGAUUUUCCUAUCUGGCAUGACCGGUAUUCUCAUCUUUGACUACUUCCUCGUGCGAAAGGGUCAGUUACACGUUGGUGAUCUGUAUAUGGCAGGUAAGGGUAGCGCGUAUUGGUACACCGCAGGCUUCAACUGGCGUGCGAUCGUCGCAUGGGUUAUGGGCGUUUGGCCACUCCUCCCUGGUUUCGUCCGUCGCGUCCGCACCACAAGCAACGGCAACGGUUGGGACCACGUCUACGACCUCUCCUACUUCUUCGGCUUCUUCGUCUCCGGCGUAGUGCACUGGGUAUUACACACGCUGUUCCCGACGCCGAAACAGACGGGUAGUAGUCCGUUUUUGAUGGAUCUCCACCGCACGCAGGAUGUGGUGGGUGUUUCCAGUAUUAAUGGGGUGGCGGGCGUGAGGAGUGUUAGUAGUGAGGAGGGUGGGAGUGUGGUGGGCGGGAAGGAGAAGGUUUAG